CAUUUAAUUCUCGUUCUAAUAAUUCUAUCCCGAUUCAGUUCAUCGUCAGCAUGAUUCCAGUACGGAUCGCAGCAGUUUUGCUGCUACUCAUCGCGUUUCUUAUCGUUAAUACUGAGGCGAUUACAUCGGCGGCGCUCAUCAAACUCAACUGCGAAACGAAAAAUCGAGUUUGCUAUCUCAAGAACAUCUACGCAUCUGAGGACGAUCGCUUCAAAGAGGUAUACGGAGCAGAACACAGUGACAUCAUCGAGUUCUUCGACUGUCAUCUUCACACUUUGCCCCGAAUUCCGUUCAUCAAAUCGGUCGAAGCCAAGGGAAUCAACUUGGUACGGGUGAUUGAGAAAACUUUUUCCACUGUGAAACAUGUGGAUUUGUCGUACAAUCGGUUGCGUGAUAUAUCUGCAAAGGCUUUCGAUUGGCCGGAAGAAGUCCUGACACUGGUGGUUAGCGGGAAUCCACUGUUGAAGGAGUUUAGUUUCAUGAAGAGAAUGACAGGACUGGAGGAUCUGCAGAUGGCGGACAUGAAGUUGGAUUUGGACUUCAUUGAUGUGGAUGUAUUUGCUGGGAUGAAGGUGCUGAAGACCUUGAACAUGAGUGAUAACAAAAUUAUGUCCGUCCCGGUUGGGAUAUUCAACAAGCUGGAAUCGCUGGAGAAGUUGGAUCUUAGUAAGAAUUACAUUUCGAGGAUAACUUCAGGGGCAUUCAUCAUUAACCUACGUACGAUUGAUCCUGAAGUCGAGACGCGUCACGAUUUGACAAUCAACCUGGCGAGUAAUAACAUUUCAAUCAUUGAAAAAGAAUCGUUUAUGAUCGUACAUAUGGUGGAUCUUAGCGAUAACAAACUCAUCGGCAUCAGUCCAUCAGCGUUUUACAAUAAAUCAGAACUAGGAACACUGAUUCUAUCCAACAAUAGACAGCUAAGGAACUUCAACUUUUUGAAGAGUCUUACAACGUUGCACACUUUGAUAAUGUCACACAUGAAUUUUACCUUUGCUGGAGUCCCUCUGGAUAUGUUCCGUGGACUUGAUUUUUUAACAACCCUGGAUUUAUCGCACAAUGACAUUUCACACCUCCCCAUAGGGAUCUUUUCCGAUUUGUCUUCAGCGAACUUCAUCAACCUGCGCCACAAUCGAAUCUCCCACGUUGAAUUCGGAACAUUCUCAAUCCGCAAGUACGACCUCAUCGAUGAAAUCGAUCUAUCAUACAACGACAUCAGCGAAAUCAACUACCUGGUAUUCGUACCACUCAAAUAUCUUCGUACGCUUCUGCUUCACGGAAACCAAAUUCCUUAUGUCAACGCCAAUCAUCUGAAACGUAACAAAAGCCUCCAAAACUUCGGCAUCCAGCACAAUCCCGUUCGCUGCUCGGACCUGGUCGACCUGCUGGCAAUCUUCAAACUGGUCCUCGAUGGGAGGGAAUUCGUCGCACAUGAACCCAAUGUAGAUGGCAUCAAAUGUAAUCCAUGAGAAGCGGAAAUAAACUUACUGAUUUUCAAGACAUGCAUGGAAUCAGCCACAACUUUUUCCAUACUAGUAGCUAUUCUUUGA
Messenger RNA from Aedes aegypti (yellow fever mosquito), 1547 nucleotides. Its product is annotated as chaoptin. The record is from RefSeq and is a predicted model, not a curated record. Gene Ontology annotation, molecular function: protein binding. Bases 51 to 1466 code for a protein of 471 amino acids. The transcript has a single exon. Lineage: Eukaryota; Metazoa; Arthropoda; Insecta; Diptera; Culicidae.